Corticium candelabrum is the source of this 1065-nucleotide messenger RNA. RefSeq lists its product as uncharacterized. The transcript is spliced from 3 exons. The coding region runs from base 548 to 880 and encodes 110 amino acids. Gene Ontology annotation, biological process: signal transduction. The record is from RefSeq and is a predicted model, not a curated record. NCBI's taxonomy places the organism in Eukaryota, Metazoa, Porifera, Homoscleromorpha, Homosclerophorida, Plakinidae. Gene Ontology annotation, molecular function: protein binding.
GUCAGGCGUAAGUCUGAUCUACAUAGUUUUAUGGAAAAUUCCUCUAUUCCAAUGUUGCUUUGAAAAAGCCACUAGAGGAGCUAAGCUUGAAGCAAGCACUAGUCGCUUUGAGCAUAAUGUACGUGGCACUGCAGUGGAGCUACCUAAAGAAAUUCACAGACACCGAGACUAAAAGGACGUUUACAAAUGUGUGCUAUGGACACUGGGCACUCUAACUGUCGCCACACAAGUAUAUCGCAUUUUUCAGAAUGGCCAGUACAGCUGUUGUGUAACUACUUAGAGUUGCAAUUGUCUAAGGUUGGACAACUUUCGGUUUCUAUCUAGGAUUCAGCAACGCUUGUGGACUCACAGGUGACAAUUUCAUUUUUUCAGCGUUUUUCGUAGUUUUGGUUACAAGCUGCUGGCGAACGUUUCUGAUUCGUGACGUUGUCUCCAAAACGCCACAAGAACAGCCUGUCUCUGCUGAUUUGGUAGAUCAUCACACAACAGACGUCUGUAGGUCAAACGUCUUCAGCUCAAACGAGCAGCCUCCCAUCGGACGGAUUGCAUGGACCCACAAACAGAAGUUCGUCGGAGAGCUGUAGGUGCAGCUGCGAACCUUGAUAACAAAGUCAAUGACUCGCUGUUGUUGCAGGUUUCAAAAGAACUUGGAGACCUAUGGGAAGAAAUUGGCAUUGCCUUAGAAAUACCAAAUGGGGUCUUGAAAAACAUCGAGCAUAAGCACAGGGAUAAAUUGGAUAAGCGGCUUUUGGAAGUCCUAAGACAAUGGUGUGAUGGUGAAGUUAAUCCCACUGUUGGAGCUCUGGUGGAAGCCUGUAAAUGUAAAGGAGUGAAUGCAGAAGUAAGAUGUCAGAAAGCUCUCGGUCUUAUUCCCAAGUAAAAACUGGAUUCAUCAGCUCACAUCAGUGUGAUGACUUGUGUACAACUUGCACGUCUUUUAUAUGCUGCAACAUGUCAAAUUGCAUUGCACAAAUGCAUUCCGAGCAGCAUUCAUUAGCUAGUUUUAGUGUUUUGCUUUUUGCUUUUUCAUGAUAGCUAUAUGCCUAGUACCUAUAGACUCAUCCC